GGCAUACGUUUCCUUGCGACGCCUGCACUCGGCCGCUGUCAAGCCCGCGGUAAGGCACCGGGCGCAGCGCCCAAGCGCGGGAAAACGCAUCCGGCUCAGCCCUAGCUCCUCAAAGCGCUUGCUAUGCAAAUUUUGCAGAAUCUCUUGCAUUAGCGCAUCAGAGCUGCUGGGCGCAUGGCUGGGCUGCUGGAGCAAGUCCGCGCUGCGGGCUCAAAGCGCCUGUGUACGCUUUCAGCUCUCUUCCAGCGCUUUUCAUGCACAGAAUUCAACUUUUGCCUUUGCACCCGCUUUGCAGCGCAGGCGCGGCCACGGCACUACUUGCAGGCGCGCUACUGGGUGCGCUUGGCUCCAAGCGCUGUCACUUAAGGCUGGCUUAGCAAAUUAAGGUAUUCAUAUGGAGCAGCUUUCCAGGGCAUUCCGCGCGGGUCAACCCACGGUCAAGCGGGAUGGGGCUUCUUUUCGUUUGGGGGCCAUUCUUUACUUGGGCCACGCGCGGCGUUAUAUAGCAAAAGCUUUCAGUGAGCUCAUACGCGCACACACAUACAUACAACUAGCUUUCCUCUCAAGCCCCAGAGCCUCGCCUAGCUAACUAUUUCCGACUUGCGUCUUCUUCCUCGCUUUUCCUAUCAAAGGCCCUCAACUGGCAGCACCGGCUCACUGUGACGCUUGUUGCUUGUGGCGACACGCAUCGAGUGGGCGGCACUGCAAGAGGCGAACACGCUUCCGACGGACGGAAACGCGCUCCUGGCUCUCCCGUUCUGUGUGCGGCGGCAAGAGCAGCCUAGCGGUAUGGAUUAUUGCGACCUGCAGCAGACACUGCUGCGAGCGAGGCUGCUGAAGGCCAAGGAGCGGCGGCACAGCAGCAACAUGCAGGACUGCAACAACCAGAAGUCCAGCGCCCGCAGUCUCCUGUCCAAGGGCGGCGAGCACAAGGCCGCGGCCAAACCCAUCAAACCGACCGGCGGUUUCCGUGCCAAGCUUCUGGCGGCGAAGCGCCGUGCCGCCUUUGGCGGUGGCGCCUCGACCACGGCUAAGGCUGGCCAUGUGCCCGCGCCCUCUCCUAGCAGCGGCGGCAGCGGGUCUGACGCGGCCUCUGGCAGCGGUGGGAUCUCCAACGGCACGUCGCGCCAGCAGGCGCCCUCGACAAAAACCAACACCAACACCGCCGGUAGCAACAAGACUGGCGAUGGCGGCAUUAACACGGCCGCUUCGGUGAAGACUGGCUUCCCGUUACUCUGCCGUCGCUCAUCCGCCUCCUCCACCAGCAGCAGGCCCGCGCUGCCUGCCGCCACACUACCCACCCCCUGCGUGCCCGGUUCCAAGCCUGCACCCCAGUCCAACGCCGCCGCCGCCGCCACCACCGUCGCUGUUGCUGCUACGACUGCUGGCUCAUCAUCAGGAGCCCGCCGCAUGGAGGGCCGCUGCCGCCCCUACCGGCCGCCCAUGCGGGUGCAGGGCGCCGAAGGCGGCAAGGCGGCCACCGCUGGCAUUGGCCCGGGCAGCAGCAGCAGUGGCUCGGGCCUGAUGCUCCGCAGCUUGGUAGGGUGCCUGCUGCCCCACCUCGCCACUGCCGCCAUCGAGAAGGCAGCGCACGUCGCGGCCGCCGUCGCCCGCCGGGUGAUGGCACCCGUCGCCGCCGCCGCCGCCGCCGCCGCCGUGCCCUGCCGGAUGGUGGCCCCCGUCGCCACUGCCGCCGCCGUGCCAUGCCGGAUGGUGGCACCCGUUGCCACUGCCGCCGCCGUGCCAUGCCGGAUGGUGGCCCCCGUCGCCGCGGCCGCGGCCGACGCCGGCGCGCUGGCGCCCAAGCUCGUGGCCUUCCGGCCUCCGCCGCCGCCCAUCAUGCCAGUGCACCAGCACCAGCACCAGGACCAGCACCAGCAGGCGGGCCCGCGGUACGUGGCGCGGCCGGCGGUGCAACUGAUGGUGGGGCCGCCUGUGGUUCAGGCUACCGCUGGCGCCGCGGCCGUGGCGGCGCCGCGGCUGCUCGUGGGGGCUCCGGUCAAGCUCCUGAUGGCGCCUAAGCUGCUUCACCAGCAGCAGCACAUCCAGUUGGCCAACCGCGUGGCUUGCGUGCCGUACCCGCACCCGCACCCGGCGGUGCAGCCGCAGCCGGUCCUGGUGCACGGCGGCAUGCCGGCUCCGCCCCAGCCGCACCAGCAGCAAGACCAAAGCCUGCAGAUGCGGAUGCAGCAGCUGCAGCAGGCGCAGCAGCUGUGGCAAGCGCAGAAGGAGAUGGUGCAGGAGGCGAAGGCCCGGCGGAAGCAGCGGAUCCAGGAGGCUAUUCAGGAGGAGGAGGACAUUGUUGUGGCCAACGUGCGCGAGCUCAUGCAGCGCGUCACCAGCGGCGCCCCCAAGCCCUUCGAGCUCAUCCGCCUCAAGCGGCACCUGGGCCAGGGCGCCUUUGGCUGCGUCGACUGCUGGGAGGUCACAGAGCGCCAGUCCGCCACCGCCUCCUCCGCCGCCUCCUCCUCUGGCCUGGCGGCGGCGGCCUCCGGCACCGCCACUGCCACCAGCAGCAGCCACACCUUUGAGGCGGCGGUGAAGACCUGCGCUCUGGACCUGAAGGGCCUGGCGGCGGGAGGCGGAACGCCGCAUUCUGUGGAGAUGCAUGCCAAGGAGGCGGCGGCGGUGCUGGCGGUUCAGGCGCUGGACUCGCGGCACCUGGUCAAGGUGCUGGGGGCCUACGUCGACGUGCUGACACCCGGGGAGGACGUGCCGCCCCGCGGCUGCGGCAUCGCCAACCUGCACGUCGGGCGCAUCGUGAUGGAGGUGGCGGGGGAGUCGCUGACUGACGUGGUGACGGGCCACCGCGUGCUCGCGCACUGCGCCGCGGGCGGCGCCGCCGCCGCCUUUGACGCCGACUCAGAGGACACGUCCGGCUACCGGCUGCCCGAGACCGCGGUGCGCGUGGUGCUGGCCUCGGUGCUGCUGGGCCUGCGCGACCUGCACGGCCGCGCGCGGCUGGCUCACCGUGACCUGAAGCUGGACAACCUUCUGGUUGGCACGGACCGGCUUAUUAAGAUCACCGACUUCGGCCUGGUUACGCCUCUGGACAGCCAGGGCCGCCUGGUCUCGGAGGUCGGGGGGCGGCGGGGCACGAAGGGCUACCAGGCCCCUGAGACGUUGGCGCGCCGCACCUUCGCGGCCAACGAGCGCGACCUGCCCAGCUGGCCAGCCGCCAAGAGCGACAUCUACGCGGUGGGCGUGAUCGGCGCGGCGCUGGUGUGCGGCACCGAGUCGGGGCCGGAGAUGGACGCCUUCCGGGGCAGUGGUGAGCUGCCGCCGCAGCGGCACGCCUCGCCAGCGCUGCGGCAGCUGCUCAAGGGCAUGGCGGCGGCGGACCCGGCGCAGCGGCUGGGGGUGGAGGAGGCACUGGCGCACCCCGCGCUACGCAGGGCGCUGAGCAGCGAGCGGGCGCGGCGGUUCAUCUGGUGAUGGCGGCAAGGCCAGAUCGCUCGGGCAUGAGGCGGGCUAUAUGCGGGCAGUGCGUCAGUGAUGAGCCGUGGCUGUCAAAUGAAUAAAGGAGUGCGUACGUGUGUGUCAGAGCUUACUUGCUUGAGGGCUGGGUAUUUCUAAGUAUAAAGACACAGCAUGCGCAGUGUUGAGGACCGUAUGGAGGUUCAUAUUAUAAAACAUAGAUUGGCCUGAGGGAACAUUGAUUGGCCUCAGGAUAGAACCCUUAGCAAGCAAGCCGUGGAUGGCAGCGCGCAUAGUCGCGGCUACUAAUCCUUGCUGCUUCUCCUUGAUUGAUUGAUGAUACGGUUGGCCUAGACACUAGAACGCCGCGUUGCCGGCUUGCCGUAAUUGGCAGAGUCGAAUGGAUGCUUGGGCCGUGGCCCAAUGGCUCCCUGACGCUGUGUUCUGAAACGGAAGGGUACCAUAUGUGCUGGCGCUUGCGUAUGCGUGCGCUAGUUGUCGGUCCUUCGGGCAACGGAUGGACUGGGCAACGGAUGGACUGGGACCACCCUACUUGAGCCCUAUUUCAGUCUGACUCCUUGAUUGCUGUAUCUCGGACAUGGACCCAAUGAUACGUGCGUGAGCUAGCGUCGUCUGGCAGUUUAUUUGGGCACAGGUAGCUAGGUCUAUCUGGCGUUGAGCUUGCUUAACAAGCCUUGUGUGACCCUUUUAUUUGCGAUCCAUGUGUGCUGUGCGGUCCAAGCUUGCGAGCUACGUAGUCAGGAUUGUGCAAGCAAGCCUCUGAAGAGCCGUAAGCUGCUGGUCUUUCCCUAGGCGCGCAGCAGAGUGCACUGACGUGCACAAGGUAACCCGCCUUUGUAGUGCAAAGGGAUACUCCACUCAACCAAGCGUGUGAGCUUGGGUGCUAUCUAGGCAAGAAGAUGCCUUACCAAGAGAUAAGUAUGACACGCGAGCUUGAGCCGACGUCCGAUUUGUAACAUACGAAUUUG
Messenger RNA from Chlamydomonas reinhardtii, 4406 nucleotides. RefSeq lists its product as uncharacterized. The transcript is spliced from 6 exons. Gene Ontology annotation, biological process: protein phosphorylation. The record is from RefSeq and is a predicted model, not a curated record. Gene Ontology annotation, cellular component: cytoplasm. Gene Ontology annotation, molecular function: protein serine/threonine kinase activity; ATP binding. NCBI's taxonomy places the organism in Eukaryota, Viridiplantae, Chlorophyta, Chlorophyceae, Chlamydomonadales, Chlamydomonadaceae. Bases 790 to 3435 code for a protein of 881 amino acids.